AUGUCAACCCAUCCCCAAGACGAAGUCCAAGACCACUCCCUCACCGACCCCGAAUCCUUCUGGGCAGAGCAAGCCUCCCACCUCUCCUGGCACAAGAAGCCUACCAAGACCCUUACACGAGUCAAGAAAUCCCUCAGGUCCGGUGUCAAGCACGACCACUGGGAAUGGUUUCAGGGCGGAGAGAUCUCGACAUGCUUCAAUUGCGUGGAUAGACAUGUGUUGGCGGGGAAUGGAGACCAGACAGCUAUUAUAUGGGAUAGUCCGGUGACGAAAACGAAGCAGAAGUAUACGUAUAAACAAUUACUAGAUGAGGUUGAGGUUUUUGCGGGGGUUCUGAGGGAUGAGGGGGUGAAGAAGGGGGAUGUUGUGUUAGUUUAUAUGCCCAUGAUACCCGCCGCAUUGAUCGGAAUUCUAGCAGUCUCACGCCUCGGCGCAAUACACGCUGUAGUCUUCGGUGGCUUUGCUCCAGCAUCCCUAGCACAACGCAUCGAAGCCUCAAAACCAGUAGCAAUACUCACUGCCUCAUGCGGUAUCGAUGGCGCAAAACCUCCUACCUCAUACAAACCAUUCAUCACAGAAGCAAUUGGCAUAUCAUCACACAAACCAAGCAAAACGAUCAUCUGGCAAAGAGACGAGCUUCGGUGGGAUAAUGUGGAUAAACCAAAUGGAUAUAGAAACUGGCAGCGUCUGGUACAUAGUGGACGUGCUAGAGGCUUGAAAGUCGAGUGUGUCCCGGUGAAAUCAAGUGAUGGGGUAUAUAUAAUUUACACUUCCGGCACCACCGGGUUACCCAAGGGAGUGCUUCGAGAAGCAGGUGGUCAUGCAGUUGGUCUGCAUUUAUCGAUUAGCUAUCUAUUCGGUAUACACGGACCUGGCGAUGUCAUGUUCUGCGCUUCGGAUAUUGGAUGGGUAGUUGGCCAUUCCUAUAUUUUAUACGCACCUCUACUUGCGGGAGCCGCGACAGUUCUAUUCGAAGGAAAACCAGUUGGAACACCAGAUGCUGGUACAUUCUGGCGUAUUCUGGAAGAAUACAAAGUCAACACACUUUUCACAGCGCCGACUGCGCUACGUGCUAUCCGUCGGGAUGAUCCAGAGAACAAAUUGUUCAAGGAAAGAGGUGAGCGGGGUGGGCUAAGGUCUUUGCAAGCGCUGUUUUUGGCGGGCGAACGAUCUGAACCGAGUAUUGUUACCAUGUAUCAAGACUUACUAGAGAAAUAUGGCAAGCAAGGUGCGAAAGUCAUUGAUAACUGGUGGUCCUCAGAAUCUGGUUCCCCAAUAUCUGGAAUAGCACUUGUACCUCACGCUGGAAAAGACCGCUACACGACAGAGCGAGGAGUUGAAAGUUUGGCCAUAAAACCUGGUAGUGCCGGAAAAGCCAUGCCUGGCUUUGACGUCCGAGUCGUGGAUGACUCCGGCAAAGAAGUCGAGAAAGGGAAUAUGGGUAACAUCGUUAUGGGUAUGCCAUUGGCACCAACAGGAUUCCGAACUCUCUGGGAAGACGAAGAAAGGUUUUAUAAAGGAUAUCUGAAACGAUUUGAUGGGAAGUGGAUUGACACAGGCGAUGCGGGAAUGAUCGAUACAGACGGGUAUAUUCACGUUAUGUCCAGAUCCGACGAUAUCAUUAAUGUAGCUGCCCAUAGAUUCAGCACUGGUUCAAUCGAACAAGCAAUCUCCUCCCACCCCCAAAUAGCCGAAUGCUGCGUCGUCGGCAUCCCCGACUCCCUCAAAGGCCACCUCCCCUUCGCAUUCAUAACCCUCUCCACGCCCUCCCACCCCAUCUCCGCCAUUCCCUCCCCAACUCUCUUCGCCGAAGUCCAGAAGCUCGUACGCACGCAAAUAGGCGCCAUUGCCUCCCUCGGCGGCAUGAUCCAGGGAAAAGGCAUGAUCCCCAAAACGCGUUCAGGAAAGACAUUGCGUAGAGUGCUGAGGGAACUGGUGGAAAACGCGGUGCAUGGUGAGUUUGAGAAGGAAGUGCAAGUCCCGGCCACCGUGGAGGAUGCGGCUGUUGUUGGGGUUGCGAAAGAGAAGAUUGAAGAGUAUUUUAGGGAGAAGGGUGGGGAGAUUCAUAGGGCUACGGAGGGACGGGCGAUGUUGUGA
Glarea lozoyensis ATCC 20868 is the source of this 2097-nucleotide messenger RNA. Its product is annotated as Acetyl-CoA synthetase-like protein. NCBI's taxonomy places the organism in Eukaryota, Fungi, Ascomycota, Leotiomycetes, Helotiales, Helotiaceae. The record is from RefSeq and is a predicted model, not a curated record. The coding region runs from base 1 to 2097 and encodes 698 amino acids. The transcript has 3 exons.